AAUAUGGAUAAUAAUGUUAUAUUAAUUCACUUUUAAUCGCAACUAAAAGUGUUUUAUUAAUUAGUGAAUCGUUUGUCCCAAAGGAUUGUCUCCACAAUGAGUUGGAAUCCAUUGAAGAAGUUAUCAAAGAGUCAAUCGAUGGUCGGUUCCCAACAAGUGAUGAACAUUAACGACAACAUCGAGACAAACAUUUCGGCACUCAAUCAGGCUGAAGUGACGACAAAGAAGUUAUACAAAGAGUGCAAACGACUCAACGAUUGCAUACUAUCUGUGAAUCGGUUUGAAAGCAAAAUGACAACCGAUUUAUCCAAUUCUGUGUUAUGUCAAGAAGACUCACAACUACGACAAGUGGUCGAAGAGUGGCACACAUUCACCAUUGAAUCGAUUAAAAAUGGCGAAGAGUUGGCCACUAUUAUGAGGAAGACAGUGAUAGAGCCCCUGAAGACAUGGCAAAUGGCAUUCAUUGAGAUGAGAGCCGCCAUUAAAAAGUACGAACAAAUGAGAUGUGAUUUACAGAAAUUGAAUCAAAAGAAACAAAAAUAUACCGAAAAGGAGAAGACUUCGCAGAAUAUCGUAAAGUUAAUGAAUAUCACAGAAAAGUUGUCAAACACUCAACAGGACUACAACAUUGAGACACAAGUCCUCAACAGAGAUAUCCCUCUAUUCAUCGAGAGUCGCGUCGAUUACUUUCAGCCAUCGUUGGCAGCGCUUAUCAGAUCCGAAACUCAGUACUGGGGCUCAAAUGUGACCUCUUUUAAGGAACACAACUCAAUGAUUAACGAUAAGAAUGACUUCACAACAGCUGACUAUUGCAAAAGACAAUCACAACGUUUGGACCAAAUUAAUAAACUUUCCAUUGUUUCUAAUGAUUAGACACAAGACUUUGAGUUCAACGGAAUGUCAUUUGUUUAACAAAUUGUAAAUUUUAUAAAAUAUUUUCAUUAGAAAUUCGCAUCUAAAAAGUCAUUGAAUAUACACUUAUAUCAAAC
This is a messenger RNA of Medioppia subpectinata, 989 nucleotides long. NCBI's taxonomy places the organism in Eukaryota, Metazoa, Arthropoda, Arachnida, Sarcoptiformes, Oppiidae. The record is from the annotation of a GenBank genome assembly.